Molecule: messenger RNA, 258 nt
Organism: Malassezia pachydermatis
Lineage: Eukaryota; Fungi; Basidiomycota; Malasseziomycetes; Malasseziales; Malasseziaceae
Exons: 1
Coding region: 1-258 (85 amino acids)
Source: RefSeq, a predicted model, not a curated record
AUGGGUAAGCACCAUACGACGGCAGCAGUAUCGGUUGAGCUGCAGCUCCGUCAGCGCCUCGCCUUCCGUGCGUCCAUCGAGAAGCAGGGCCAGGUAGGCAUCCCACUUAUCACCCACAACCUUGCCGCAGCUAAAGCAGCGUACUGGGAUAAUCUGGUCUGGUCAGCCAACUCGUUCUACACACCAUCACGAGGAGCGCAGUGGAAAGACGACACAAGCACGCCGGGCGGCGACCAGGACGAGGCAAAAAAUUCGUAG